AUGUAUUCAGCAGGAGAUAAUGAGGAGUUGAAAUGUUUCCGUCGCGAAUGGAUGCAAGAACUCAGCAAAACAAAACAAGAUAUACAAGUUCACAAGGGGAAUCUGGAAAAAUGUCAAAAUUUCAAACAAGGCGACAUUGAGAGAGCGUUUGUUGAUUUCAAAGAGGAAGUACGUCAUUUUCAUCCUGUAGGAUGCUCCACGGAUAAAUCGUGCUCUGUAAAAUUUCCUAAGACGACAGAAGAAAAAUCAUCUGUCAAUGUAAAUGAUGAUAUUGUUCUUUUGAAUUUACCGCAACCUCAAACUGGAGAGGUUAACAAUGACACACCGAGUGACUCAAAAGUACAACAAAAAUUGUUCUCUGAAAAACUUGAUAAAAGAAAGAAGAGUCUUCUAGAUCAACUGAUAGAAGACAUUGAUGAAAUUACAAGUAUUCCUUUCUUUGAUUUGAGCUUACCCAAAGAAGUGGGAUUACAGAUUUUCACUGACUUGGGAAUCAAAGACCUUUGUGCUUGCGCUCAGGUUAGCAAGGCCUGGAAAAUUCUGGCAGAGGAUGAACUGAUAUGGUACCAUGUAGGUUGUAAACUAGGUUAUGUUCAAAAGAGACACUCUUCCACUAUAGACAGAGAAAACUGGAAAAGUUUUGUACGAGAUAGCAUUUUAGAGGAAAGAGAAUUGAGAAGGAACUGGAAGGAAAGAAUAUGCAGAUUGUCCAGUUUGGAAUUUGAGAGAGGUUUGCUGAUGAAUAGCUUUCUUUCUUGGAAAGAGUAAAACUCUUUUUCUUGUCUCCCAUCUUUUAGGGAGAGUUAGUUAGUGCUAGGAUUCAAUGUUUGAUUUGGGUGGGAUCAAAGUGGAUGGAGAGGGGAGGGGAGGGGAGGGGUGGGACAGGGAUAGAUGAAAAUGUUUUUCCUCUUCAUUCCCCCUCCCCCUUAUUCCUUUUGUCCAAAUUUGAACAAGACAAGAAGGAUGAGAAAAGAACAAAUUGUUUUAUUUUCCCUUCUCUUCUCCCUUUUUCCUCUUCAUUGCAGUGGACAGAGUGAAGGAAUCAUCUUUCUUGUCCCCCUUCCUCAUCAACAUUUCUCUCUUGCCAGGAAUGUGUGGAUAGGAGAUGGGGUAGGUAAAGAGGAAUAAAAUAUUUCAGCUUGUACCUACCCCCUCUCUCUCCCCCCCCCCCCACUUUUCUCUGGCCCACUAUCCCACCCCCCUUAUUAGAUAUUUUUUCCCUCCUUAAACUUCCUCAUCUUAAAAAAACCAAGAUGGUGGCCAAACUUUUUAUGAAGAAAUGAAUGCAAAAAUAUCCAAUCAGCCACAAAACUGUUGACACAUUGAUCUUUUCAACCCCCUUUUACUUCAGUCUUUCUCUUUUGCCCUUGAUAAGUUAUCCCUUUGGCCUCCUUUGACACAAAACAAUGUCCUAUCAUAAUUCCAUGAACUUUUAGCCAACAUUUAAUGGGGAAGGGGGUCUUGUUAAUGAUUUUGAGUGUGGUAGAAACAGGUGUGUUAUUCCACCUAUAAAUAAAACUCUUCAAACACAACAUGUCAACUAAUUUUGAUGCUGAUUGUAGCUCCAUUCUUUAGUUAUGCAAUAUUGUCAACAUAAAUCAAGAGAAUUGGCUGUGCACUCUGGAAUUGUCCUAUAACUAAAAUCUAUUCCAUUUAGCAAGAAAAUUAACCAUCUGUUUUUGGUUUUGGUCAUUCUACAAACCCUAUCUCUAUUAUUAGACUAGCAGUGCACAACAAUCACAUGUAUAUUAACAGAUGAUAUUACCAGGACUCAAAAUUAUAAUUACACAACAAAACUUCCACAAGUGGACAUGUCAUACAUGCAGGCAGUUCUUUCUGGUGGACAUCAUAUUUCAGCCUCAUUCACUCAAGAUCCUGGCAUCUUUAUAGUUUCAUAAGUAGACACUUAUCAUAAGCAAGCAUUUUCUUAGUCCACCAGAAAACUGCUUACCAGAUAUUAUGCUGUAAUUCAGAAUCAUUUCUAACCAACCAAUCCUCAUCCUUGAUGGUUUUUAUCCCCACAGGUGGAGGUCUCUGUGCUGUUUCUGUCCAUGGAAAUUUCAUUUGUUCAGGAUACUCAAGUGGUGCAGUCGUUGUAUGGGAAGGAGAUGCUGAAAAUGUGUCAAGUUACAGAGAACUGAUCUCAUCCGAUUCAGUGAAUUCACAAAGACAGAGAGUGCAUGUCACAUCAACUACCAUCAACCAGAAGUUGUGUGUAGCUGGGUUUUACAAUGGUAUCACAUCUUAAGAGAAUUUUGUGUUGUAUUGAGUCAGUAUCUUUGAGUUACAUGUACUAAUUUUUUCAGUUCUCAUUCAUUACCAUUCAUUCAUUCAUUCAUUCAUUGCCAUUAUCGCUCAUUCAUUACUUGUAAUUAGGUUGAAUGAAGGACAGCUCUUCCUCCCUUAGCAAAUUUGUUCAUCUGUUUCUGUAUUACCUUUGAUGUCACCCAAAAGGACUUGUACUCAAAGCGAAUGUGUCCAUCAAUUUGAAGCCAAAGCAAAUUCUUUACCUUUAAUCACCUCUAUAGUAAAAGAUAAAAUGUGUGUUAUGCUGGAAAGAUUUGUCAUUUCAGGUUCAAAUUCCCUACCCCACAUAGGCAAAGUUCAAAUUCUCCAUCCCUGGGUGUGGAUCACAGCCAAAUGCCUCUGGGUUGCCCAGGUUGGGGGGAGAGGGGGGCCCCCUUGGAAUUUAUGAGUACAUAAUAUUUCAUGACAAGGAAAGAUUUGCAACUAUACAACACUCAGCUAAUUUCUAUCAAACAACUGAAUUAAAUACUGGUACUGUUUCCCACAGUACUAAAUUACUGACACUUUGAACUCGUAGGUGAUGUUUGUGUAUGGUCCCAUAACUUGAGUUCCUCACCGCUGUACCAUUUUCACUGUCACGAAUCUGUUAAGGGUGUUUCAUUGGCCACAAGUGGUCCACUAGCAUUUGUAGCCCUGUCAGAUCAUGUACUCAAGGUACAUACCAGUGAUGUCAAUGGACAGUGGUCAUGUGUAGAAUCAAGGAAUUAUGAGGACAAGGUAAAACAACCUCAAAACUAUUAAAACUUUCCCCAGUACUGAAAGUAUCUUGUAUGGAGAGAUACUCAACUCAGAUGACUUUUAUAAUUUCUUACACAGAUUGGCAACGCCAUGUUUAUCCCAAACUCUGCUUCACACUCAUUACCUGAACAUGUUGCCAUAGCAACUCAAGAUACUGUGUCAAUCCUGGCACCUGGCAAAGGUCUUCUAUCAACAAUGGAUCAUGUGAUUGGUGGAAAGUUAACUUGCAUGGACUGUACUCCAGAUCAGCUUGCAAUUGGUGUGGGUUCAUAUGGAUAUGGAACCCUCGGAAACAAAGUAAUUUUGUUGGUUUAUCUAGAUCACAAUGUAGCUUACUUGUAAGCAAAUGGGCAAAGCCUACCAAAGUGGUUCAUGGAUAGUAAUUACUAAGGCAAAACCAAAUCAAAGAGUUGUUUAUUACAAGCACAAAAAGGAGAAAAAGAGCUAAAAAAACUAACAAUAAGUUGAAAUCCUUCAAAAUGUUCAAAACCUUGGACAACAACACAAUUAGCUUGGGUAUAAAAUUGUUAACAAUUCCCAUUUUAAGAUAGCAAUUGUUUGCGGCUACAGUUUUAUGAAUUUGUAAGUUUGGCAUACACCUUUGGUGAUGGUCUACCUCAUGAACAGAGAGUGCAGCCUUUUGAAUUAUCAAAUUUCCCUCCUAGUGACUGUGAAAUUUGUGAAAGAAAAAAAUUGUUUUUAUUUCUUAUUGUGUACCUCAAGUUUAGUAACAGUGUCACCUGAAACUCAGAAUAAGUUAGUUAGUUAGUUAUACCCUCAGCUCUUCCAGGAGCAUAGACCAUCAAAGCUUUUCCUUCUCUGUUUUGUCCAGUUCUUAACUAGCUUUUUUUUGCCUGGUCCAGUUGUGGCCCAUCUCAGCCUGAACAUCUGACCGCCAGACUUUCACAAUCAAUAAGAAUUUUGUGUUGAAAAAAACAAAAGAAGGUUCUGUGCGUGUGUAUUUUGUCACGAUGUUGUCAGCAAACCGACUUUAAUUUAUUUUUCUGUAAUUUUUAGGUGCGCCUUUAUAGUCUGGAAACCUCGAAAAUGAUUUCCAUAUUGGGAUCUCACUAUCGCGAGAUCACUUGUCUUGAUCUAGCCAAUUGCCCUCCACAUCGUCUCGUGACAGGCAGCUACGAUUGCAGGGUACGCGUGUUUGACCUGCGCAGUGAAAAGAUGGCGCUUUCAUUUCACUUGGGACACAAAAGAGCUGUAACUGCGGUGCAAAUGGACGAUUGGAAAGUGGUCAGCGGUGCAGAGGAUGGAACGUUGGUGGUCUGGGACCAGCGGAUGACGUCAACUUUAUGGACGACUCAUGCGCGUCACCCUGUGAGACUCUGUAAAUUUCAAGGUCCCCGGAUGAUCACGGCGAACAUUCCAUUGGAUAGAACACCACGUGAUAAUCUUUGGUAUGCAGAUGAUUUGAUUCUUCAUCGACGUCAUCGAGGAGUCAUUCGCACGUUUGACUUCUCGGCGAGCAAUGCCACAGAGGGAAUCCCGGAGAUUUGCUCUUCAAAUUAUGACGACACCAGUGGGUACAACUACAAUAUUAAACUGAGCGUGCCAUACGACAGUAUAGAGAUGUAGGGCUUCUGACAGAACUUGCAUUUUCUUCUUUGGACACUGUCCCGUAGUUAAAGUUGCAAAACUAAGAACAUUUUAUCUCAGAGAGAUUUAACUGCUGACGAUUUGCAGCCCCCUUUUGGUAGCGAUUACAUAACUCUUGCAAAGCAAUUCUUAAAAAACUCCUCUUUGAGUCAGUACGAAUCAGUGAAGAGUCAAUGUGUUAAAGACUACAUACAAAGUAUCGUUCUCCUCAGUGCAAGAGUGUUUCUUUGACUUCAAUUUGCUCAGGUCCGGUUGAAUGACGGCGAAAAAUUUUCCUUUUGAACCAUCUGAGUUACCGAAGCUACCUUUAUUCCAAAUUGUGUCAUAAGUCCAACAUGAAUCUACUUUGCUGAUGGAGACAUUCUAAAGAUUGUUUACACCUGUGGAUGUUUUAGUCCGGGAGCGAGCACGAGAAAAAAAAACAGAGGGGAAUAAGGAGAGGGAUUUACUAAGAAAGAGGACCCUUGUAAGGAGGUUACACUCGCCUCCUUGCCCCUCUCGUCACUCCUUCCUAGACCUCCUCCAAAUACCAAGAGUUUGGCACAGACUUUGACUGUCUCUACAAAAGGCUCCGUCCUUAAGAAUUGUACUAUAAUGCUGAUUCAGAGCGUGAUGUUUCGCUACCAGAGGCUUAUUCCUACCAUCUUCCCACAGUCAACCUGAAAAACCUAUCUUCUACCUCACUAUAGGCGUGGUGAUUUCCAAUUGGAGAACCAGUCACAGUUCAGUGUCCUUGUGGAAACACCGACGAAUUUCUGUCAUCUGAACAUGUGGCACGAUACAUCUUUACUGCAAUGCACCUUUUCUUUUGUUUGCAGGUAGCUCCGAAAACCGAGACUUUCUUACAUAAACGGAGUUUUGAUUUUGCAAGAAUUCUUUGAUGAAGUAAAUGCUUCUUUUUGAUGUGUUGUAGACUUAAAACAUUCUUGGACAGUGCUCAGUCAGCUUGACUGUUGUCCUGAAAGGGAUCAGGAUCAAAACUAGUUUCCAAUGCGUCUCUUCUUUCCAGGAAGAGCUCAGAAAGAAUGAGUGUCUUGACUCUCAUUCACAACUGACCAGACUGAUAUAGGAACCACGGGCUCAAAUUUAUAAGGAAAUGACCAGUAAAGGGUAAAUGGCAGAAUGGGCCACCUUGGCCAAAAAAUAUUUUAUUUUACGUUAACCUCUAGCCGUUUAAAACCGCUGGCAGGUAUGGGACUAUGGACGACGACUCCCCGUACAAAGCUUUACAGAAUGAUCCCUCCCUUCCACCCGAACUUAACGCGUGACUCAGCUUUAAGUCGCGCGCCAGUAAUCUUGUAUCCGUAGAUGGUUGAGAAACAUUUAAUAUUUUCAAGAGCAUCUUAUAAAACUGAUCUUAAGUGCAUUUUAACAUCGCAUUCCUUCUAAUCAUGUCAAGUGUUAUUACUCCAAGUUCAAAGCAAAGCUUUAUCUCGUCAAUCAUCGCCGUCUAAUGGAAUGUCUGCCGACUGGAUCUUUAUCGCCCCCAGACUAAUGAAUUCCGGAACCGCCAUAUUUUAUCGCAAUCAAAAAACGAUUGUAAUAAAAUCUCAGGUUGAAGCUCUUGAUAAGGUGGUUAUGGGUUCAGAUAAUCUUGAAUGUCAGCGCCAUCGUGGCUUGCUCCUUUGUCAUCGAGCGUGCACAAGGUCACCUUCAACGCAAACUCGUUUUAAAUGAUGCUCGAAAUCGACGUGGGUUGAAAUGAUUUCAAGACCAAAAGUGUUUGAGCAGUAACUGACCUGCACAAAAUUAACGUGAAUCCAAUCGAAAACGACUCGAUAAAACCUCGCCCUGAUAGUGAACCCAUUGCUUAGUUGUAGAGAGGAAAGCAUGAAAAUCUGGAUCUAUGUUAGUAUCUGAC
This is a messenger RNA of Pocillopora meandrina, 6514 nucleotides long. The record is from the annotation of a GenBank genome assembly. NCBI's taxonomy places the organism in Eukaryota, Metazoa, Cnidaria, Anthozoa, Scleractinia, Pocilloporidae.